AUACGCGAACAUUGAAUUUGUGCGUUACAAAUCUCGAAACUAGGGAAUUCGUUGCCCAUCGGAUGGACAUACAUGUAGGUAUUAUAACUAAAACGUGUAUAAAAAUCACUGUGAACAUUUAACGUGCUGGGAUUGUUUUAAUAGGUAAUUUUAUUGAUGACAAGGUUCAAAAGACUGACGAGCUGAUAUAGAUACAUUGUAGUAGACACAUGACCUUAAUGAAGUGAGAGCAAACAAAAUAUAAAUAAACAGUUAAAACAAAACACCAAUAAACGGAACAAGUCAUGUAGUUGAGCUGAAACAAUCAACAUAUGUGUCUCGCUGUAAUCAAUUUACACUUUAAGUUAAUGAGAAAAUGGCUGAACGUUCGAGAUCUAGGCGAAAGGUGAGUUCAUCUAGAAUUAAAGUUUCACCACGUGUUCAAUAUUCUCCUGAAGGAAGAAGACGCAAUGUUUAUUCAGAUACAGAAGAUAUACAUUCUAGUGACAAACUAGUAAAAACUUUUAACGAUGAAGAACUAGUUAGAAGACCAAGUUCCGAAGAUCUGAAAACGUUUGUUUUACGGUCAGAAUCUGAAGAAACAAGUGUUCAAUAUGUUACUAGGAACAGCUAUCGAAAUAAACCUAUUGGAUAUGUAACGAAAGAACAGGUAGUAGAUAAUAAAAAAUUACCUACAUAUGACAUGCAACAUCCGUCAACCCGCGACGUUCGUUGUCAGAUGACAACACAUUACGUCCUACAAUCGCUGUCUAAUAAGAGAAUACCGUUACGCAAUAAGCAACCUUUUAGGAAUGAUACAAAAAAAUCAGCAGAUAAUGAAAACAAAUUUCGAAGACAGGAAUAUAUAGACUUUCAACAGGAAUAUGUAAGUCCACAAACACGCAACGUCUCUUGUCAGAUGACAACCCAUUAUGUUAUACAGUCGCAGUCGAAACGGGGAAAACAAAAUAAACCAACUCAAACUGAACCUGAGAUAGUGGUACCUCCGCUUGACAUACCUUCUUCUAGAACUUCGACUCCAUCAACGCUGCUACCAUCGCGAAACAAAUCACCGGACAACAUUGAAGUAAUAAUUAUUAACGAUUUCGAAUCAUUAUACCCACAUAAACAAGCAAGCCAGAAAUAUAUAGAUUCAACCCCAACUACUGACACAGCAGAACCACCUACAGAAACAAUAGAGUCACCUUGCGAAUCACCUGAAUCAUCUUUUGAAUCAUUUGAACCAGAUUCAUUUGACGGUUUGAAACCGAACAUUGUAUCUAAACCACAGCAAAUAGUCACAGUUGGUGGAGGAUGGAAUAUAAUGGACGACUACAUGGAAAGACAUGACCCUGUACAGGGAUUCGUUUAUGGAAGAGAGCAUUUAAAAAACUCUGAAUUACGAGAAAAUAAGAAAAAGUACUAUGGAUUCAAAUCCAUUUAUAAGUACCCUCAAUAUAAGAACCCAUAUCAUUUUUAUAAAUCGAAAACAUUUUUCAGGAAGUUAACAAAUGACGGAUAGUUGUUUAAGGUUAUAAUUAACUUUUUUGGUUAAUAGUCUUCAAUCUGGAUUGAUGCUUGUUAGUCCUCUA
Molecule: messenger RNA, 1571 nt
Organism: Mytilus trossulus (common blue mussel)
Lineage: Eukaryota; Metazoa; Mollusca; Bivalvia; Mytilida; Mytilidae
Exons: 2
Coding region: 356-1501 (381 amino acids)
Source: RefSeq, a predicted model, not a curated record